AGAUACAGAAAACAAGGGAGAAAAAUGGGUUCUGUGAGAUUAGUACGACUCGCACCUUCCUACUUCAAUGGCUUCUUACGGGGUUUCCAGCGCAACCCAACGCUCAGCAUUCGUUGUUUAUCCAGCAACAUGUCUCCGCCGGCCAAGGGCGUUGUCUACGAACAGCAAGGCCCGCCGGACCAAGUCACCAGGGUAAUUGAUCUUCCCCCAGUUGAAAUCAGAGAAAAUGAUGUAUGUGUCAAAAUGCUUGCAGCUCCAAUCAACCCGUCAGAUAUCAAUAGGAUAGAAGGUGUCUAUCCUGUGAGGCCUCCAGUGCCUGCAAUUGGGGGAUACGAGGGGGUUGGAGAAGUACAAUCUUUGGGAUCUGCUGUGAGGGAUCUCUCUCCUGGUGAUUGGGUUAUCCCAUCUCCUCUUUCUUUUGGGACAUGGCAGACUUACAUUGUAAAAGAGGAAAGUGCCUGGCACAAAAUUAAUAAAGACAUCCCUGUGGAGUAUGCUGCUACAAUUACUGUAAAUCCUUUGACAGCAUUACUUAUGCUGGAAGACUUCAAUAAGCUGAACUCGGGAGAUGCUAUUGUGCAAAAUGGGGCUACAAGCAUUGUAGGGCAGUGUAUGAUUCAGCUUGCACGAGCCCGGGGCAUCCAUAGCAUUAAUAUUAUAAGAGACAGGGUUGGGUCGGAAGAAGUUAAAGAAAGACUUAAGAAACUAGGUGCUGAUGAAGUGUAUACUGAGAGCCAGUUGGAAGUAAAGAAUGUCAAGAGUUUCCUGGAUGGUCUACCUGAACCUGCCUUGGGAUUCAACUGUGUCGGUGGCAAUUCUGCUACUUUAGUCCUCAAAUUCUUAAGGCAGGGAGGAACUAUGGUGACAUAUGGUGGAAUGUCUAAGAAACCUGUCACAGUAUCAACUUCAUCUUUCAUUUUUAAGGACCUUGCCUUGCGUGGAUUCUGGUUACAGAAGUGGACGACUUCAGAGAGAGCAAAAGAAUCCAGGCCUAUGAUAGAUUACCUUCUGGACCUUGUGCGCAGGGGAGAGUUGAAAUAUGAGAUGGAGCUCGUGCCUUUUGAUGAUUUCCAUGUGGCACUUGAUAAGGCACUCGGGAAACUAGGGAGCCAUCCGAAACAAGUUCUUAAAUUUUGAAUUUGGGUGUCAUUGUAAGGAAUCGUGUUUAUCUUCAUGUUUAAUAUCUUCAUUACUUAAAUAAUACUCAAGAAUUUUGUAUUGAUGAAGAUAAAUUUUCUUCAAAUAAUUAGUACUCUGGUUGUGAUUCUGUAAGGGACUUGGGAACAACCACACUGCUCCUC
Messenger RNA from Telopea speciosissima, 1301 nucleotides. RefSeq names its product enoyl-[acyl-carrier-protein] reductase, mitochondrial. Lineage: Eukaryota; Viridiplantae; Streptophyta; Magnoliopsida; Proteales; Proteaceae. The transcript has 12 exons. Gene Ontology annotation, cellular component: mitochondrion. The record is from RefSeq and is a predicted model, not a curated record. Gene Ontology annotation, biological process: fatty acid metabolic process. Gene Ontology annotation, molecular function: trans-2-enoyl-CoA reductase (NADPH) activity. The coding region runs from base 25 to 1137 and encodes 370 amino acids.